This is a messenger RNA of Agrilus planipennis (emerald ash borer), 2802 nucleotides long. Its product is annotated as protein ovarian tumor locus-like. Bases 240 to 2255 code for a protein of 671 amino acids. Lineage: Eukaryota; Metazoa; Arthropoda; Insecta; Coleoptera; Buprestidae. The transcript has 8 exons. Gene Ontology annotation, molecular function: cysteine-type deubiquitinase activity. The record is from RefSeq and is a predicted model, not a curated record. Gene Ontology annotation, biological process: protein deubiquitination.
UAAAAAUUAUAAUUGGAUUGUAAAAAAAAUAAUGGCUCGUUCAAAUAAAAGUAAAUGAGAAAUGAGGACCGCUGAUCAUAGAACCACUGUUUGAGAACGUCCGAAAUAAACAACGCAUGCUCAAACAUCAACACACGAAUAAAAAAAACUUUUCAAACGUUAUGUUAAGAUCCACGUGCGUUUUGAUUUAAAUGUAAAUAGAAAGCCCCUGUUUCGAUUACCUGAACCGUACCAAAAAGAUGUCCUUUAAAUUUGGAAAAAAAGGGAAAAAUCCAGGCGCUGUGGAUAAUUGGCUCGAUACUUUAGGCUACUAUAGAAAAAACAUAGCUUAUGAUGAAACAUGCUUAUUUCGAGCAGUGUCUGAACAAUUGUAUUUCUCGCAAAUGUAUCACGAAAGAAUACGGAAAGAGUGUAUAGAAUAUGCCAAAGACAAUUUCGACAAAUUUGCUGACUUAGUUAAGAAUGAAAUGGAAUGGUACGACCACCUCCAAAAACUCAAGAUACACAUGGUUGUUUGUGAUAACAUUGAGAUCCAAAUUAUUAGCAAGCUUUACAAACGUGAAGUGCUAGUCUUUGAUGGUAUACGUUUGAGAGUUCAGGACGUUACUAACAAUAGAUAUUCAGGGACGUUGUUGCUUUGUAAAACUAACGAAGACCAUUACGACGUUGUCUAUAAGAGAGAAUACAUUAUGACAGCUGGUUUCUGUCAGUCUAUAGUAUACAGUAUUUUGUACGAGAACGUAUUCAAAAUCGAAAACGUUUCUGCCAUAGUCAAUUCGAUGCUUUACGAUAAAAACGCAUUUGCACUUGCGUUAAACAACUCAGAAUAUUCAAGUGAAGAUGGCAAACAGACCAAAUUACAAGGCAGGUGCCAUUCGGACAAUGAGGGACCGAAUGAACUUAAAAGAGAUCGUGAUAUCGAUGAAAAUGACGAGGAGAAGGGUGGCAGGGGCCCAUUAGACCUGCUCUUGGCCCCAUUCCCAUUCAAAGUGGCAAAGGCAUUGGAUCCCACUAUUUACAGAAACAUAGAAUACGAUACGUGGAUCGAAGUGCGUAGAGAGUUACGUUUAGGCGAAUGGUACAAUGGAGAUAACAAGUUGAUACUAGGGACUCGUUGCAUACUUCGUCUGAACGGCCAGGACUUGUCGUGCUACAUCCAGGAGCACAUAAAAAACGAAGACAAAUGCGUGGUAUACGUGACGAGCUUGGCCGAAUUUCGUACGGUUUUAUACACAGAUUUGAGGGCAGAAGACGACGCGAAACCGUGGCCUUUGCCCUAUCGUUUCUCGAGAAAUCUCAUCACGUACCCUACCCCCUUGCAGUUGCCCAGCAAGGAGUACAGGAACGCGAAAAAGCGCAAGGAAAAGAAACGCAACAAGUCUUUGAGCGAGAGCAGCACGCAGUCGGGCGUAGCCGUCAGUAACACGUCCGAAAACGUCGGAGAAGUCAAUGUGAGCGCUUACGAAGGGUGUCCUUUGCAAAUGAAAGACGAGAAAGAAACUCUCGUUGUCGACGCUAGUCCUCCUAGUCAAAUGGAACAUACGCCGGUGCAACAGGAACCUGAAGUGCAAUGGAUGAACGAAUGGGGGCCCAUCGCUUACGCCUCCGAUCCUACCAUGUGGCCGCAGUCUCCCAACAAUCCCCAGAGUCCCCAUCCUUACAGUUAUAAACCUGUCGUUCCCGUUUUCACGUAUCCAGAACCUCCCCAGAACAUCCAGUAUUAUUACAAUUACCCGGUGGAGAGCUACAGCCCUUGGCCGACUCCGGAAGUGAUGCCCUCCGACAUCAAUUACAUUCCCUGCGAGAAUCCCGAAGAGGUGCAAACAAUACCAGACAGCUACUCCACACCCCCCAAGUACUAUUAUUAUCAUCACCAUCACUCCCCCGCCUACACAAACCCCGCAAGCCCUUGCGAGAGGGCAAUCGUUACAGCUCCCAUGACCCCGACCACCCCCCAAGUGGAUUACUACCCUGUAAUGUACCCUCCGUCCCCCCAUCCAGGUACGCCUAUUUAUUACAUCCCCCCGCCCCCUCCGACGCCCACUGUGCAACCCAAAGUGGCCGAUUUAGUGAUCCCGAUGUCCCCCAUGUCCGUAUACACACCCCCGGCCGAUGUGCAGUAUAUGAGCCCCGCUUCUUUCGUCUUUCCAACCCCUCGUACUCCCCAGCCUGCGUGGUACCCCUCGAAUGUUAAUUCUCAAGGGUUUGUAUUCCCCACGCCCGUCUCGUCUGCCCCACAAGCGGUCGCCAAAUAAACGCUGACGUAAAAUUUUAUUAUUUUACCAAGAAACAAAGAAUUCAGUUUAUUUUUCGUUAUUUAGAGGGUUUGAGGUUAUGUUUUCGUUUUUCGAUCUCACUUUUUUGAUCUCAUAUCAAUUACUGUUCGUUUUUUCAGUUUUACUGUACAAAACUGUUCGUGCAAUGAGUCUAACGUUAUUAUUAAAGGCAGUUGAAUAUUAGUUACAAAGGGGUGUCCCUCGACGACCUUUUUAGUCGUGGUACAUCCCCCCACACGUAUCCGUUAAGUGUUUAAAAUCCAAAGGAUCUCAUUAUAGUUUAUUAAUGUGUUAAAUAUAAUUGUAUCGUAUGUUGCUUUAAGUCAAUGUAUGUACAAAUCGUGAUAUUACUUUAAAAAAGAAUGAAAUAAUGUAUUUAGAUAUUGUGGUCUCUGUGCCUUGACGUCGAUUUUAAGACUAACAAAAAAAGUUCCUUUAUAACGUAAAGACUGCUUUAGUUAAUAAUAAUAACUAAUGUAAAAAUUGUGUUCCUUUUUUAUAAGUUGAUAAACGUUAUUUUUGCAAA